AUGGACGACCGCACGGUGGACAAGAUCUUCGCCCCCGGGGGAAAACACCUUGCCUCCUCAGCUCGAAGGGUGUCUAUUUUUCCCCCCUACAUUCACAGUUUUCCAAGACUCAAGGGGUUUUUUCAAGAAAAAAAUGGGCUCGAGUUUUCCCAAUGGGGCGUGAGAGACGAGGCAACAGACGAUCACAUGACUACAGAACUCUGCAUGAGGGAGAUUGACAACUGCCAGAGACUCUCCAUGGGACCGAAUUUCGUGUUCUUCGGCGGGCAAAAGUACGGCUACAGACCCAUUCCAACCGUGAUCCUAGGCUCUGAACUCCUCAUGCUACGCGAGGCCCUUAUAAACAUGGGCGUGGACACCAUCCUCAUCGACACCUGGUACAAAAGGGAUUCCAACGCCGUCCCCUUCGUUUAUAUCCUUCAGCCAAUAUCCUCCAUCCUCGUCAAUUUCAACAACAAGCGCGUUCCCAAGCUCCAAGCCCAGGACCAAGCCACGUGGUGGGACACCCUGAGCAAGAUGCAGAAGCUCUUGCGAAAGGCGGCCCAGGCUUGCUAUAACACACACAAGAUGGAUAAGGAAGCGAUGCACAAUUACUUCAUGUCGGUAACGGAGCGAGAGGUCAUCAACGGAAUCCUGUCAGUGAAGAACACGAAGAACCACACGCUGGCCCUGGUCCGCUACAUCAACAACAUCAACUUGCAGAACCUACGUCGAGCGGCCAAUUUCAUCGACAUCGUGAACCGGCAGAUCGACGGGGAAGCCAUGAAGCUCUUGUCCGAUCUCAGGGACGUGAGGCUUCCGGCGAGGAUCGAGGCUUCUAACUACCAUAGAUACACCGUCGAGUGGAUAGGGCGAGAGGGCCUGGCGAAGGAGACCCACGGCGAGUACCUACAGGAGUUCUGCACACACUUCUACAAGGGCAUGACCAAACUCAUCGACCGGGCCAUGAGGAAGGAAGAUUCAUCGGCACAGGGACAGAUCAUUACCGAGAUUCUGCAGCAUCUUCAUGCUUGUAAGAACUCUGUGCAGGUCUUCUACGGGCGUGAGGAGGAAGUGAAGAAGGUCGAGGACUACAUCAAGGGCCCCUCCGUCAACCCCCUCCUCCUGCACGGGGCGGGGGGGUGCGGCAAGACCUCUCUCCUGGCCAAGUGCGCCGCCAGCAGCUUCGAGUGGCUCUCCCACGCCAAACCUAUCCUCGUCAUUCGCUUCGUCGGGACUUCCCCGGAGUCGACUGCCCUCACGCCCUUGCUCACCUCGAUCUGCCAUCAGAUAUCCUACAACUACAUGCUUCCAUUCGAGGAUAUUCCGGACGAUCUUGUGCCUCUUACUGCCCAUCUCAAGGAACUGCUCAACUGUGCCACGACGCAGAUGCCACUUCUGAUCUACCUGGACAGCGUGGACCAGGUCACAGGUGCCACCGAUGCCAACCGUAUGUCUUGGAUUCCCACCCGACUGCCUCCCAAUGUUAAGAUCGUGGUGUCCUGCGUGUCGGAGGACAACGACCCCGAGCUCUCGAAGGAUUACACGCUCCUGCGAAGGAUGAUUGACAACAUAGACAAUUUCCUAGAAGUGCGGGCGCUUGGAGAAGACCUAGCCAUGGAUAUCAUCAAGAAAUGGAUGUGCACCGCCAAGCGAGACCUCAACAACUACCAGUGGCGAGUGGUGAGCAACGCCAUCUCUCGGUGCUCGCUGCCCAUCUUCGUCAAGCUCGUCUUCGCCGAGAUCUGCCGCUGGAAGAGCUACAGCAAGCCGCAGGAUACGUACCUCGCCUCCAACGUGAUGGAUUCCAUUAUGAUGCUCUUCUCCAAGGUCGAAGUCAAGUUCAAAGAGGCCGCCAUCAAGAGAUAUUUCACCAACCAGAACAUGGCACAGUAUUUCUACUCCAUGAUCGCCGAUUAUUUCCUGGGCACUUGGGGUGGAGGCAUACCCAAGCCUUUCAAGUACACGGAGAUCCAGAGGCAUAGAUUCAACCUGAAGAGUAAGGAAGGUCUGGCCGAUAGGAAGGUCCCUGCCCAACCUCUGGUCUAUUAUAACAAGGACGGGAAGGUCAGCCGCUAUAAUUUACGCAAGUUCGGAGAGCUGCCGUACCACCUGAUUCGAGCGCGGAGGUUCGAGGACCUUUACAAACACGUGCUUUUCAACUACCAGUGGCUUCAUGCUAAGCUCAGCUCGUGUCCUCUGCAAGCUGUCCUUUCAGACUUUGAGGACGCCAUCGCUCACAUCGACGACAGAGACCAGAUAAGAGAGCUGAUGUUAGUAGCGGAUGCCUUGAGAUUAGGUGGCGCCAUCCUCUCCCAAUACCCGGACAUGCUGGCACCACAGCUGAUAGGGCGUCUUUUGCCCGAAAUGGAGACGAAUCCCAAUGUCAAGAGCCUCCUGCUGCAGUGCGACGCCGAGGGGAUAGAUCACUGUGGCCUCCUGCCGACGUAUCACUGUAGCCACACGCCCGGGGGUCCGCUGAAGUACUCCCUAGAAGGCCACCAGUUCGCCGUGUUCGGAUUCCGACUGACGAACGACUUGCGCUACAUCGUCAGCGUUUCGAACAAGUUCAUCACUUGGGACCUGUCGACAUCUGACCUGACACGCGAGGUCAUCCCGGGCAUUGAAGGCAUUAUGCAAGAUCUUGUGCUUUCUCCUGACAACAAGUACUCCAUUGCCCACACUAACAACAGUCAGACGGUUCUCCUCAACAUGCUCACCAGUGAGUUCUUCCUUCUCGAAAAUCCUAUGCCAGGGGAAACUGUCAUAGGUUCGCUCCUGUCAGACUCAUGCGCUGUCAUCCACGGUGAGAGGUCAUGGGUUUUGUACACACUCAGAGGAGAAAUCAAAGAGCGUGUGAGUUCCCCCGUCGACAAACCCAUACUGUUCAUGGACUUCAAGGGCCCGCAGGAUUAUUCAAUUAUCUGCUGGUCAGGUGACUUCGAUGACAAGAACCUCCUUAUACAUACGGUGGUCGACGGAACUGCCUUCGAGAAUCUAGACUUCCACAGCGUGAUGACCUGGACGAAUUGUCGCACUUACCUGUACUGCUGCGUGCAGGAACAUGGCCAGGAUGUGUGUUCUUUCACCAAGGGCGAAUCGUCUUGGAUACUGGAUAGGAUUAUUGCCCCUAAUGACGAGAAACUCCUUAUGCUACACCUGACUCACGACCAGAAACACUUGAUCGGAACCUUUAUGUUAGGUUUUAAGGCGUGGGAAGUGGAUUCGGGCCAAGGCUGGACGCUCAGACUGCCCCACGGAAUCAGGAAUAUCUCCACGCAGCUCCUGAAGUCAAAUUCCUGCGUCCUGUCCAAAGGCUACAAGUAUGCUGUAGCUGGUGUGAGGAAAAACCUCUACGUGUGGGAACUGGAAACCCAAGAACUUCUAAAGGUUUUAGACGCUCAUUUUGGCCGAAUUAUGGACAUGGUGGCUCUGACUGUCGGCAAUUGGAAUUCUGUGAUAACUUCCUCUCUCGAUCGGACGGUUAAAGUGUGGAACAUCAAUAAUAUUUUCGAACAAGUCCACGUCAUCGAUCGUCACGAACUGCAGGUUGACGAUAUCAGCCUGGCCGUCACUCUACCCCUAGCCGUCACAGUGACCAGGAAUUGCGUGGGAAUCUGGAAUCUCAAGCUGGGCAAGCUGGUGAGCAAGCUAGCAGAUUCUCCCCUUGGUGCCAUUGUCACUCAUGCGAAGAUCACAAAUAAUAGCAGGUACAUCGUGUCUACGGAAUCGGGCAACGUUCUCUUCUGGAUGGUUCGUGCUGAAGCUGUGGUGUUCAAGUCAGAACAGAAGAACGUUCAACAGCUCAUGCUCCUCGACGACGAUACCAAGUGUGUCACCGUGUCGAAAAUCUCAGAGGGCACUGGUGAGCCCUCGUGUUACCUCGUUACCCGCUCGAUACCCGACGGCGCCAAAGUGUACGAGUUCGACUAUCCGAUUCGGGUUUUCAAGAGCAUCGCCGUGACAGCCGAUGGCCUGUUCCUCGUCAUUCCUUCGAUCGACGUCAUGAAGGUAAAGGAUGACAUAAUAACCCCCUCCAUCAAUAAUAAAUUUACGCCAAUUCUUCACUUACAGGAUGCCCUCUUGAUCUACCAUGCAAAAACCGGCACGCUGGUACACAAAAUGCCCUUGAAAUACCCGAGUUUCAAGGACUUCCACAUGGUCGUGCCCUUGCCCAAUAAACCUACCCAAGUGGCGCUCAUCGACCAAGACAAAGGGAAUAUCGUUGACAUUCGCACCAAGAAGUUCGUACGGUCGAUCGCCAAGUGGGGAGGAAAGGUAUCGAAGGACGGGAGAUACGGCCUCUACGCCCCGGCCAGAGGAGGACUCGAGCUGCUGGAACUCCGCCACGGCACCUCCGUCAGGACCCUCAUCCCGCGCGUGGCUGAGGGCGUGUUCUCCGUCAUCUGCCUGUUCACGCGCACCGACGAGUAUGUCCUCUAUUACCACGGCGGGAGGAAGACGAUUCGGGUCUUCAGACUGACCGACGGCAAGAUGAUCGCGAACUACCGCGUGCAGGCCGAACUGACAGCCAUUGCCGCGAGUGAGGACGGAAGGACCAUCGUGCUGGGCACUGUGGACGGCUGCCUGUCCUCUCUCACCAUUGCUGAUCCCACGAGAAAUGGGAUUAAGGAGUACCUGGCUGAUCUUCCUUCGAGAAAUCCACAGCUGGUUCUUGCUUCUCCCAAUUGUCCAGUCCUUUUAGGUGUGUCUCGAGAGGUCUGGGUCAGGGAAAAUCAAGGACGAUACAAUUUAAAGAAAGAACGUGUGAAUAAAAGGGGGUCAAAUCAGAUACAGGAGUUGCACAGAGACAUGUUUCGCACUUGUACAGAUGUUCCUUGUACUUGCAACACUCUUAGACUUGGAUCACACAGGCAUACCCCAAGAGAAAAGGUAAGAGAUGACAUGUCACGUGAUAUGCCAUGUCAUCCCAACUACACCAGCUCCAGUAAUACCACACAGUCUCUAAAUCAUCACCACACAGUUACCACAGUCGCUAAAAACAUCACACAGUUACCAAACACUCACCACACAAUUACCACAAAAUACAAGGAAGAAGAAGCAAAGCAGAACAUGACCUUCAAACGUGCAGUCAACAUGGUAAUGCUGACCAACCGCCUUCAGGGAGACUCGUCUUCCUUCUUCGGAAUGAAAAAGGCCAAGUCUUAG
Molecule: messenger RNA, 5148 nt
Organism: Penaeus chinensis
Lineage: Eukaryota; Metazoa; Arthropoda; Malacostraca; Decapoda; Penaeidae
Exons: 34
Coding region: 1-5148 (1715 amino acids)
Molecular function (GO): protein binding
Source: RefSeq, a predicted model, not a curated record